CUCAUUGGAGGGCAGGAAAGAGCCAGCAUUCGGCCCACGAGCCUCGAUCAGCGUCUACAUGAAUUAAGUGACGUUCCCUAAAAAAACAUUGUCCGCGUUUCCUACAACUCGUUCCAUACAAAAUACAUUAAAAAAUGUUAUAUUUUUUUUCAAUCAAAUAUCCUAAUCGCGACCGUUUGCGUGACCUAAACACUCGUGUGCCGUUUGUAUUUUUAUAACGAUUCUAAUGAUAAAACAAUUAUUAUGAACAAAAUUUUUGAUUGUAAUUAGUUCGCGUAAAACCGGUCCAUUUAUGCCGAACCUCGGAACACAGUGAAUCUGGUUAAUUUUAUACCCAUAAAUAAUCUCUGAGGAAAUUAUAACGUCAAGUGGUGUUUAUAUGAGAAUAAUACGAGUGAUUGUUGAAUGUGAAAAAUUCAGUGCUGAAGAUAUUCGAGUGAAUCGUUAAUACUCGAGUGAUGAUAAAAACAAAAUGUGAAAGAGUUAACGCGUCAUGAUUGAGAGAUGGUUUUGGAGGGAAUCAUGGUGCCGAUCGGUACGAGAUCCUCCGGUAAAGGAUCCAACCAAACGACGGCGUCACGAUCCAACAUCGGCAAGACGGUGACUUGGAGUACCAAGAAAUCGUUACGAUAAGUCACUGGUUACAAACCGGUUCUAGAUUUUUUUUUUUUUUAAUAUUUAUUUUACUGGUGUUACGAAAGCUGUCUAUCAUCGCGUCCGACUUCUGAUUAUUUGUUAUGCACGAUAAUCGGUGUACAAUAACAAAGUAUGCCGUUCGUCGUGAGAAACAUCCAGCCGAGAUACAUUGGCCGUGGACACGUGCCGCAGGACGCAACGAUAGCGGAGACAUGGCCAGUUGGUGCAGAAUUAGGGGCUGUAUCAAAUGGCACAUUAGCAAGUACAUUGAAACAACUUGCUUCAUUAUUAUCCGUUGCCGAGGAUAUAUUUGGCGAGUUAACGGCAGAAUUGACGAGCAUAGCAGACAGGAGUGGCGUGCUGAGACGAAGAAUCGACCGACUCGACGAUCGAUUAGCGAGCAUCGAUCCAAAGAAAAUACCAGUUCCGGAAUCUGAUAUAUGCACAUUUGCGCUGAGAAAGGACUACUUCAAAGCGUCACGAGACUCAAUAACUGGUAUAUUCACCUCUACUACGAGGCCUCGUGCACUUCAAGAAUUAUACGAUGCAGCGGCAACAGUUGCUGUACGAAAUUUGGAUAGUCUCAGAAGGGGAAACGAUGGAACUUCCAUGGAAUUGUAUCUCUGUACACCUGUGCUUGGGAAACGAAGAAGAGAUCAGAGUCUGGACAUUGAGUCUAGAGUGCCUGCGGUUUUGGAGGAUUUGAGGAGGUGGACGUCGAGUGAAGCUCUGGGGGAUAUCAGGGUCGCACCAGACUGUUCGUUGAGAAUACUUCAGAAUCAUGAUACGGAUGAUGCUGUUGAUCAUAAAUUGCCGAGUCCGGAGGAGCAGGUUCAGGCGAUCGCGUUAAAAUUCCCAGCGGAAAUAGUAGCCGUAGACGUAAGUGGCCGCGGCUUCGAGAGAAUGUCCAUGAGACGGAGAUCCUUGCUAUCCGCACGGCCAACAGGUGAAAAUCAGGAUGCAAGCGUGAAACGUAGAUCACGACCACGCAGGCCACGGGGAAAGAGACGAAAUACGAUAGCUGGAACAGAUGGAAAGGAGAUUCGUCGAGCAGUUGGAGAAGAGUCGACAGUGAACGAAGCUGAUGCUACGGUCCGAGAGGAUGGGAUUAUUUCUGUAGACUCCCCAGGCAGAGCUCGCCGUUCAGCAAGUACUGAUAUACUUGGUAAAAAAGAGUCACCAACUGAGAGAAAAUGGCACUUCGACACAUUAAAAGCUUGGGGAAUGUCACGACUAAAAUUAAUAAGCCCUAAAAACGAUAGCGAUAAAAUUGAAAAUAAUUCCCACGAGUUGCAUAGACCAUGCAACGAUGCCAAUGUAUACGAAAUGAUAGCGAGCCAGCGUAGAAAGAGGGAUAAAUCACACGAGAGAAAACCGAGUUCAUCGAGCUCCAGUGGAAAAAGUAUAGCAUCGAGUAUUGCUGCAUCGAUACGAAUGCCAGAGAGACCAGUGAAAUUGCGUGAAUAUGCAGCGCAAAAGAGAGAGAGAAGGAAAGGUGGAAAUAAUCGUGAUGAUCCACCACACUCCAGUUCUGGUAAUUGGAGUGCGUCAUCAGAGAGCGGUAGAGCGAGUAUAGGAAGUGAAACAACGACAAAUCCAUCAAGAUUAACCACUACAACCUCUACUGGCACUUGUUCGUUGUCAUUAAGUCAUGCCAGAAGAUUACGGGGAAGGGAUACGUCAACAUCAUCAUCGGUCACAUCCGAGGGUACCCUCACGCCAGAUAUUAUUCAGGACAUUGGAGUCAUUCCAUUUUCCGAUGAUGGUGAGGGAGAGGGAGAGACUUGUUCGGUUUAUUCGUGCGAUACUGAGGGCUACUACACGUCUUUUCACAUGGAUUCGGGCUUGAAGACACUCAGGGAGGAAGAAACAGCAGUCCAGGUCCCGUUGACUAAGUCUAAUGAAGUCAGUUCUGAUUCGGUGUCACCUCUCGUCGAGAAUGAGUAUGAGUUGUUUGGGAGGGGUUCCACUUCAACUACUACCAGUUCAGCGGGAACCGUUUGUACUACUCUUCUGGCACCCCUCCCACCGGAGAGGAAGUCGAGUCUUACUGUUGUUGCGAUGGUCCAUGGUCAGAAUAAAAAUGGCGGAGAAUCCCCAGACAGUGGGCAUAACACAUCCUCAUCUCCAGUGGAAUCAGCCUCGAGUCCAGCCUGCACUGCAAGAUCAUGUUCAGAAUUAGAGUAUUCAGAGUCAAGUGAUUUGGAAGGUUGCGAAAGAAUUGAGAGAAUUCGAUCUAAAACUGCAAUAAAUACGAGCAGAAUUCCGUCCAUGUGUGUGAUAACACCUCCAGGAUCUGACGAUGAAAAGGAAAGCCCUCAGGAGUCAUCAGCAAAUACAAGAACUGAAAAUAUGGAGAUAAAGAUGAAUAGCCCUGGUACCCCUGGGGCUGUUCUUAUGUCAGCAACGGUUGGAACAUCAAGGAUGGAAGUGAUUAACGGUGAGGAUAAGAAUCUCUACGCUACUGUGCAGACGAUCGAUCCUAAGACUAAAGGGACACUACCUGAGAGGACAUAUUUUAAGACAAGUCCCCUGAAUGGAAUGCUGGAUAGAAUUCGCGGGGUCUUACCAUUAAGUCGCAAGCAACCAGGAAAGACUGAAAAUAUUCCACAGACACAGAAUACCUGUCAUGACUCCGGUGACUAUGUUACCAUAGCCGACGUGAGAAAUAAUAAUGACAAAGGGUGUAAUGCUAAGCAAUUAAUUUAUUCAAAUGGCGAAUUAUUCGAGAAAGAGUGUAGAGACACUGAGUACGUCAGUUUAUCAGAAUUACCCAAGAAAUCGGAUUCUUCGUUGGAGAGAAAGCGCCAGGGCGCUAGAGUCACUCUGGACUCGGAGGGAAAAGUUGUUUAUUCGUCGGAUAGUCUGAAGAGGCGAAAGGGAACGCAGUCCACAUUUAAUCCUGGUCCAUUCGUGAAAGAAACGAGUUCAGCAUCAUCUCCGACCCCCUCCCCACUGUUUCGACGAGUACAGCCUCAAAUUCGUGCUGUAUCAACAAAACAAUUGGAAUGUUCUCCAUCCACAAAACUUGUGAUUCGUGCUGGAAAGAGUCCUGAGCAUACGACUGAAAAAAUCGAACGUGAACAAAAGCAAAUACGUGGUGCCUAUGUCAACGUCCAGAGCGAGGAAGACAAUGGCUUGCUCACCUUUUCAUCCGAAUCAGCAUCGUCACAAGUUAAUCUGCAAUUUCCCCCGCCGUAUAUAUCACCCCCUCAACCUCAAGACUGGCGGCUACGCCCAGAGGAUGACAACAGAUCCUGUGAUAAAGAUUCACCGAGAGGGCAGAAGCAUUCCCAUCAUCGUAAUGUUAAUCAUCAGAGAAUAACCCACGAUCCAAGACAUUUUAUUGGCAGAAAACCAGUGUUUACGCCAAAUCAGUAUUACACAUUGCCAAAUCGGAAGCCCCAGAAGGAAAUAAAAGACCGGAUUCGAUGCGUUACACCAGACAUCACCAGAGGACUUGGCAAGCAUGAGAAUAGCUCAGUGGUUUGUGAUCGUAAAAAUUUGCAUCAUAAUGAACAGUUCCUCUCGUCUCCAGUGGAUUCACGAAAUAGAUUGUCCACACCACUGGGAUUGAGUGCUCGGGGCUACCGAUUCUUCGCGUCAUCACCAAUUACUCUUCGUGGUCAGUCAACCACCGAUGGUCCAAAUCACUCCGCCAUAAAACCAGUACCACCUAAAUCCACAUCAAAAUCUAAUCCCGCUGUUGCACAGAGAUUAUCAACAUUGGCUACAAAUUCAUACGCCUAUUCCACACCCACACUUAGUACCAAAGAGCCAUACAGUGAUUCUCCAACUGUGGCAUCUUCUUCUGGCAGGACAACACCGACGAAUGGGUUGUUAUCACCCAGCAGGAGUACUAUGUCGAAUGAAGAAUUAUUUACAGCUAUUCAUAAGUCAAAACGUAAGCUAAAUAUUAGGAAUGAUGGAGAGACUUUGACUGAUAGCACAAAGAGUUUGGAUAGGCGACUGACCCAGACCGGGACGAGACAUAGUUGGAGUCCAGAGUCGGCUAGUGCUCCAAAGGUUCCACCAACUGAUUCACCAAAUUCAUCAACUUCAAGGAUGGAUUUCAAACGUCUUCUUCUCCAACGAAGUACCAAGAUGGGUCCCAGUCGACUCUCAGCAGCCGAGCAAUUGAAGCUGUCCCGUCAGCAGUGCCAGCAGCAGUGCCAGCCUCGUAGUCAUCAGCCGUCUCCACCGCAGCCAUCUGUCGUAAGAGCUCUGAGCCCCAGAUCAGUUUGGCGAUUCCAAACUCCACGAAGUGAUGUUCUCUCCUCGACAAUUGUAGAAGACGCAGCUGCUGAGGAACGAGCCAUGGAAUUAUCUUCAGAGAAUGAAGGUCAUAAUGUUCAUCGAAAACUACGGAGUAGAAGACAAUUUGACUUGUGUCCAUUGUCUCCGAUUCAGUCAAUCAUUUCUACAUCAAUAACUCCCCGGUAUUAUGAUACCAGAAAUUUGGGUAAUGAAAAUCGAAUGAAUUCCACAAGAAGUGCCCACUCAUGUGCAGAAUCUGAAUCACGUAGAACGAGGAAUCAACGUGCAAAAGCUGAAUUUCUUGCCGGAGGAUCGUCAACAAGUGGCAGAGAACAUCACACGGGAUUCAGAGCACGGUCUGAAUCACCAAGACAACUUGCAGGAAGCACCAUGGGUGUUGCAAGAAGCUCCAGUGUCCCAACUCUCGAAACUGCACUUUAAAUUUCACAUGUGUCACAACAUUCAACAAAGAAGUAGUAGAGGGGGAUAAAGAUAGGGAAUGACAUGAAAUUUCUCUCAUGAAGAGCGACAGAGCACGAAUAUUGAAUGGGAGAUACUACAUAAGUAUUUGUUUCAUUAGAACGAUGAGAAAAAGUUGAGAAAUCAAGGCUAAAUAUAAUAUAAACGUUUUUUAUGCUCUAUAAUAUACAGGAUUCCGAUUAUUUAUGAAAAUUAAAAAUGUAAAUCUGAUACUUGUUAAUCAAUUUUACAUUCGGUAUAUUAGAGUUCUGUUUGAAAUGUCAAGUUUACUUGAGAGCCGGUUUGCGGAGGAUAAGCAUCGAAUGAUUCGAACAAAAUUUGCAAAUUGCACGUGUCAGUUAUAAAAAAAUAUAAAAUGACAACAUGUUGUUUUGAAUUUGAAUCAUUUUGUUGGAAUUUUUCACGCGAAAAUUGUCAUUUCUUUAUUCAUCUAACAUUCAAGUAAAAGAAAGUCAAUUGCGAAAGAAAAAAUUGUACACGAUGAGUUUUAUUUAAAAAAACUAAAAUGCGUCUUUAAUUGCCUUUUUUAAUGGAAAAAAGUGGAUAAAAAUUAUUCCACAUUUUUUCUUAAUUUGAAGACUGAGAUAAAGCCGAGAAAUUGAAUCUAGUUAUAGUAUGGAAAUUUUUGUAUGGUUCGUAGUUUAUAGAAUUUGAGUUAUGUAUAAAAAUUAAAAAACAUGUAUCUGAUAUUUUUCAUUCAACUUUCAGAUUCGAAAUCUAUUGAAAAAUUGUAGGGAAUCCCAUGGGAAAUUUUGGUAAAAAAUUAGUAAAAAAUAUUUGAUACUAAAACAUUA
Diachasmimorpha longicaudata is the source of this 6167-nucleotide messenger RNA. RefSeq lists its product as uncharacterized. Lineage: Eukaryota; Metazoa; Arthropoda; Insecta; Hymenoptera; Braconidae. The record is from RefSeq and is a predicted model, not a curated record. The transcript is spliced from 10 exons. The coding region runs from base 769 to 5334 and encodes 1521 amino acids. Gene Ontology annotation, biological process: cell differentiation.